Messenger RNA from Cylicostephanus goldi, 662 nucleotides. Lineage: Eukaryota; Metazoa; Nematoda; Chromadorea; Rhabditida; Strongylidae. The record is from the annotation of a GenBank genome assembly.
AUGGAUGAUCAGAUGAUGGAAGAGCAAAAACUUGUUGAGAAGGCUCUGCUUGGAGAGAUUGAAGGCCUACACGUGAAAAUUAAUGAGCUCCAACAACGAAUGAAACAAGAAGACAUACAUCGUGAAGAGUUGAUCUCAACAAUCAUGAAAUUCCGAAAGAAGGUUGGAGAACAGAAUGAAGAGAUACAGGAUUUGAAAGACCAGGUGCUGAGGUAUCAAGAGGAACUCACAGGUCAAAAAUCCGAAGAAAACAGCAUUGCUAGCAUGGUCAGCCAAAUGCAAGUUAACGUGAACCGAACCUUUGCUGAGUCAGUAGAGCGACAAGUCUCCGCAGUUGAGGUUGAAUAUGCUAGAAAACAAAUGGGUUACCUGCGACAAUUCCUUCCAGAUAAUUUCACAAAGGCUGGAGGUGAUAAUGAUGCUGUGAUCCUAAAUGUGCUAUUUCCACGUCUAGCAGCAAAAGCGAAAUUGCUGACUAAACUCAUGGCCGAUAGGUUUCCCGGAGUACCAGGAGGCACUCGUCGUGAGCACGUCACUAAGUCUCACAAAGCAGAACAGUGGGCCCAUUCGGCAAGGAUUGCCCAUACCAUGAGUGCACUGGUUGCCGUGUGCGGACAGUUUGAAAGGUUAGUACUUUCCUUAGAAGACAACAGUCUGUAAAA